Messenger RNA from Oncorhynchus mykiss (rainbow trout), 1563 nucleotides. RefSeq names its product 26S proteasome non-ATPase regulatory subunit 7. Lineage: Eukaryota; Metazoa; Chordata; Actinopteri; Salmoniformes; Salmonidae. Gene Ontology annotation, cellular component: proteasome complex; proteasome regulatory particle. The record is from RefSeq and is a predicted model, not a curated record. Gene Ontology annotation, biological process: proteasome-mediated ubiquitin-dependent protein catabolic process. Gene Ontology annotation, molecular function: metallopeptidase activity; protein binding.
UCCGAUAAUCCCCACCGAAGAAGAAGAAGAAACAAUUCGACAGGAAGUAGCUAGCUAAGCAGCUAGCAUCCUCAAACACUGCUUCAAAAAUGCCGGAGUUAGCGGUAGAAAAUGUUGUUGUCCAUCCACUUGUGUUGCUCAGCGUGGUGGAUCAUUUUAAUAGAAUAGGGAAAGUAGGCAACCAAAAGCGAGUAGUGGGUGUCCUCCUCGGCUCUUGGCAUAAGAAAGUCCUUGAUGUGUCCAACAGCUUUGCAGUGCCUUUUGAUGAGGAUGACAAGGAUGAUUCAGUGUGGUUCCUGGACCAUGACUACUUGGAGAAUAUGUACAACAUGUUCAAGAAAGUCAAUGCCAGAGAGAGGAUAGUGGGCUGGUAUCACACAGGUCCUAAACUACAUAAGAAUGAUAUUGCCAUCAAUGAACUCAUCAAGCAAUACUGCACCAAUUCAGUAUUAGUGAUCAUUGAUGUAAAGCCUAAGGACCUGGGCCUGCCUACAGAAGCCUACUUCUCGGUGGAGGAAAUACAUGACGACGGCACCCCGACCUCCAAAACAUUUGAACAUGUGACCAGUGAGAUUGGAGCCGAGGAGGCAGAAGAGGUGGGCGUGGAGCACCUUCUCAGAGACAUCAAGGACACAACAGUUGGUACUCUGUCACAGCGUAUCACUAACCAGGUACAUGGCCUAAAGGGGCUCAACUCCAAGCUGCUGGACAUCAGGUCUUACCUGGAGAGAGUGGCUGCAGGCAAGUUGCCCAUCAACCACCAAAUCAUCUACCACCUACAGGACAUCUUCAACCUGCUUCCUGAUGUCAACCUUCUGGAGUUCACAAAGGCCUUCUACCUGAAGACCAAUGACCAGAUGCUAGUGGUCUACCUGGCAUCCCUCAUCCGCUCAGUGGUGGCUCUCCACAACCUCAUCAACAACAAGAUCUCCAACCGUGACGCUGAGAGGAAGGAGGGACAGGAGAAGGAAGAGGGCAAGAAGGAGAAGAAGGAAGACAAGGAGAAGAAGGAAGAGAAGGAGAAAGGCGACACCUCGUCUAGGAAAGAUGAGAAAAAGAAGAAAUGAGUGUGCACUAUUGGUGUUCGUCUUUGUCAUACCCUAUUCCCCUGGAUAGUGCACUACUUUUGGCCUGAGCCACAGUCGUCUGUAUAUGGGUCUAGCUAAAAGUAGUGCUCUAUAUGGGGGUGUGGUGUCAUUUGAGACUUGCCCUUUGUCAUAACUGGCACUGAAUAACUAUAGUGCUGAGGGUGACAGGAUGGUUAUGUGUGUUGGAUGUUCUCUACAAUGAGAACAUGUUGGUUCUGCACCAUCUGGGCUGCGUUUAGUAGGGCACACGUUACAGAACCUCAGAUAGAAAUCCAUAUUGUAGAACAGACAUGCCUUUUUGACAUGUGAAGAGUCAGGUCAGCUCUAUUCUGGUAUUUCUAUCUACAACUUUCAGUAAAUUGCCCCUUCCCGAAUGUGACCCUGGUGUUGUGUGUGUGUAGUGAAAGAAACCUUCAGUUUCUGUAUCACUUCAUUAAAGUAGGGUCAUAUUAAAUCAUUUUCGUUAAGUUUCUAA